GCGCUUCUCGUUGCUAGGCGGGGGUGGGAGGCCCAUUCGGCUGGCUGCGGGGUAAGAUGGCGGAGGGGGUGCUGAGCCCCGGGGUGAACCUGGAGGCCUUCUCCCAGGCUAUCGCCGCCAUCCAGGCGCUGCGCUCCAGCGUCACCCGGGUAUUUGACUGCCUGAAGGACGGGAUGCGGAACAAGGAGACGCUGGAGGGCCGCGAGAAGAGCUUCGUCGCCUGCUUCCAGGAGAGCCUGCACUCGGUCAGCCGGGACUUGAGUGAGCUGGAACGUCUGAGCAAUCUAGUAGGCAAACCAUCUGAGAACCAUCCUCUCCAUAAUAGUGGAUUGUUGAGCCUAGAUCCUGUACAGGACAAAACUCCUCUCUACAGUCAACUACUUCAGGCCUAUAAAUGGUCAAACAAGUUGCAGUACCAUGCAGGGUUAGCGUCUGGCCUUUUGAAUCAACAGUCUUUGAAACGUUCUGCCAACCAGAUGGGAGUAUCUGCAAAACGGAGACCAAAAGCCCAACCUACAACUCUUGUUUUACCACCUCAGUAUGUUGAUGAUGUGAUCAGCCGCAUUGAUAGGAUGUUCCCUGAAAUGUCUAUCCAUUUAUCCAGGCCAAAUGGAACCUCUGCAAUGCUUCUGGUUACCUUAGGAAAAGUGCUAAAAGUGAUAGUGGUGAUGCGGAGUCUCUUCAUUGACCGGACAAUAGUAAAAGGAUAUAAUGAAAAUGUCUACACUGAAGAUGGCAAGGUUGACAUAUGGUCCAAAUCCAACUAUCAGGUUUUUCAGAAGGUGACAGAUCAUGCAACCACUGCUUUAUUGCAUUACCAGCUGCCCCAGAUGCCAGAUGUGGUGGUCAGAUCCUUCAUGACCUGGUUAAGAAGUUACAUAAAGCUGUUCCAGGCUCCAUGCCAGCGCUGUGGAAAGUUUUUGCAGGAUGGCCUUCCACCUACGUGGAGAGAUUUCCGAACACUUGAGGCUUUUCAUGACACUUGCAGGCAGUAGUAGCAUGACCGAGUCACUGUCUUGCAAGAAGGCAAGCGAAUGGGACUUAUGGACAGAACAGGCCUUCAGAUGAGCUCUGAAGAAUGCUGAUGGUUCAUUAGUCGAUUCCCUUUCUGAACGUUAAUAUGCACCAUUCCCUCCUUUAGUGAAGUUUUCUUACUGAGUAGUAAAGCAGCACUAUGAAUUUGGCCAUUAAAAAAGAAGUCUCUGUCCAAGGUACUAAUGAGACUUUUAUUUUAUUUUAUUUUAUUUUUACUUCAAUUAAUGCACAAGGGAAGAGGUGGGGAAAAGCUACUGUUACAGGCACAUCAUACGUGGUCAUAUUGGGGUGUUCGUGCUGAAGUCCAUUCUCUGGGAACUGUCAGUUGUAGUCAUUGUCAUGAAUAACUGGUAUUUUAAUGAGAAUAUCCAUAUACAAUGUACAUUUUGCUACAGAAUUCACAAUGGGGGCAAACUUAUUUUUGUGAACUAUAAAUAACUUUGUAUUAAAGUAUGUGUCAUUUA
This is a messenger RNA of Chelonoidis abingdonii (Abingdon island giant tortoise), 1499 nucleotides long. RefSeq names its product mediator complex subunit 27 (gene MED27). Lineage: Eukaryota; Metazoa; Chordata; Testudines; Testudinidae. Gene Ontology annotation, molecular function: transcription coactivator activity. Gene Ontology annotation, biological process: regulation of transcription by RNA polymerase II. The record is from RefSeq and is a predicted model, not a curated record. Gene Ontology annotation, cellular component: mediator complex.